This is a messenger RNA of Pararge aegeria (speckled wood butterfly), 1230 nucleotides long. RefSeq names its product odorant receptor 4-like (gene Or-25). The record is from RefSeq and is a predicted model, not a curated record. Bases 1 to 1230 code for a protein of 409 amino acids. The transcript is spliced from 7 exons. Gene Ontology annotation, cellular component: plasma membrane. Gene Ontology annotation, biological process: detection of chemical stimulus involved in sensory perception of smell; sensory perception of smell. Lineage: Eukaryota; Metazoa; Arthropoda; Insecta; Lepidoptera; Nymphalidae. Gene Ontology annotation, molecular function: olfactory receptor activity; odorant binding.
AUGACGGAGCAGAAUUUGGAAUCAAAACUAUUUGCGAGAGCGAUAAAAAGGGUGCAAUUUAAUUUAAAGCUGUUAGACCUGCAAUUGGAUGAAAACACCGAGACAAAAUGUGUUUGGAAAAACAUUCGAAAUAAGUGGCUCUUUUGGUUUAAUGUGAUUUUAAUGAACAUCGCCACUAUCGGAGAGGUUGCUUGGCUUAUAGAAGGGGUAUCGACGGGAAAAAGUUUUAUUGAUCUAGCCUACCAGGCACCCUGCCUAACCUUUUGCAUCGCGUGUGACAUUCAAUGCGCAUAUUUCGUUCAUCACAGAAACAGAAUGCUUGAGCUCAUAACAUCCAUACGUACUCUUCAAUCGAUGUCUACGGAGUUAGAAAAAACUGAUGUAACCAUUUUGAACGGUCAAGUGAAAAUAUUUUACAUAACUGUUAACACUUUGACCCUCAUGAAAUGUUUAGCAUUGUCCUCGUUCGGGUUAAUCCCUUUUCUUACGCUGUACUGGUCUUACCAACGCACUGGUGAAGUAGAGCUGGUGUUGCCGUUUUAUAUUGCUUAUCCUUUUGAUGCGACUGAUGUUCGUUUCUGGCCUAUCGCUUAUAUACAACAGAUAUGGGCAGCUUUAUUGGCCUGUCUACUUCUGUUGACUCCCAGUUUCCUCUGUUACGCCUGCUCUACAUUUAUAAUUUUUCAAUUUCAUUUACUCAAAAAGAAUUUGGAAAACAUAAUACCUUAUGAAGACAAUUUAGCUACAUAUAUUAUAAACAAGGAUCUGAAGACUGAGUUUAUGAAGAUUAUUAAUCGUCAUAGAAAACUGAUAAAGUGUGUAGAUUUAAUGAAAGAAGUGUAUACUGAGUCUAAUUUGUUUAAUAUUAUAUUUAGUUCAAUACUAAUAUGCCUCACCGGUUUUAAUGUAAUGGCAAUCGAAGAUAUAGCUUUGGCUGUGCCUUUCUUGCCAUUUCUUUUGAUGGAUUUGUUACAGAUAUUUUUUAUCUGUUAUUAUGGUGAUAUGAUUAUGACAUAUAGUACAAGUAUUAGUGAUGCAGUUUACAAAUGCCAGUGGUACAGAGCAGAAGCGGCCAUUCUAAAAGAUUUACUGUUCCUAUCUUUGAGAGCUCAGAAACCGUGCAUUCUCACAGCGCUGCAAUUUUCCGAUAUGAAUUUUAAAACGUUUACAAGAAUAUUAAGUAGUUCUUGGUCAUAUUUUGCACUGUUAAAGUCCAUAUAUCGUAAUUGA